UCUAAGCCAACUCAGCAAAUUCCUCUUCUCUUCGCUUCGCCUAAUGCAGAAGGUUUGACGGGGUAUUUUUGAAAAUUAAACGAGAUUUCAACGCAUCGUUUAAGUCCUGAUAUCCUAAAGAAAUGUUUGCUGGAUUUCUUUUCCUUUUGACUGUCCUAGUGGACAAGGGCUUUGGCAGUAAUAGAUGUAAAAAGAAAGGUUACAUUGAGCUUUACAACAGGCAAAAUCGUAAUGAAUAUAGAUGUUGGCCCCCUCCUGAAUGCCAUGAUGGACAGGAGCCAUCAGUUGAACCUGGCUCAUCACACCCUAUUGGAACAGACAUCAGCUGUCAAAGUUGCAAGAUUGGUUUCUUUUCAAAUAACAGGACAAAUAAUAGGUGCCAUAAGUGUACUUCCUGUGGCAAAAAACAAGAACUUUAUCCAUGCACACUUGUGAAGGACAGAGAGUGUGCCAAUAAAUGCAUUUCUAAUGAAUAUUACUUCAAUGACACAGAGGAAGAAUGUUACAGAUGUGUUGAAUGCUGUGAAGGUGAUGAUGAGAACAUUGAGCCACAGUGCAUUGCUCUGAGAAAGGGUGUAGUUAUAGGAGGAAAAGGAGAGAAGCACUGUAGGAUUUCAAAUAGAAGGUGUGAUGACCUGCCAACUUCUUCAUCUGAAGGAUGUACAUGCAACUGUUCAGUAUCAAACAAUUCCAGUAUUGCAGUAGGAAACUCUCCAGCCAUGAAUAUUUCAUCAACCUUGCAAAGUGACAACUCUUCACUUCACAAGCCCUGUGUGGUACACAUGUUUUGGAUCAUUGGACUUUCAUGUUCUCUGGUAGUUGUGGUUGCUCUUAUACUGGUCUACUUUCUGUACUGGAGGAGAAAUUGUCCUCCACUCUGCAUCUCUGACUCAUCAACUUGUACAGGUUCAAGAUGCUAUGAAGAGGUUAUUGCAUUCAUGCCAUGCCAGGACAAACUGAAGGUCAUUCCAGAAGUUCAAAUUGAUGAAGUACCAUAUGAUGUGGAAGUCAUCCUCAUCCAAAAACUAGAUGCAAAGAAGACCAAUGCAAAGAACUGGUGGGAUGUUGGUCGCAAAAUUGGAAUUUCACGUUCACAGCUUGAAAAUGUUGAUCAAGGGGAAAGUCCAACAAAAACUAUAAUCAGUAUUUUAAGUACAUGGCAUGACGUUCCAACCAUCAGAAAAUUUGUAGAAAUAGCAGAUAAGUUAGGGCGACAUGAUAUUUGUAAAAAUGUUGUGGAAUUCUAUCAAAAUCAAACACCAGAAAUAGUCAAUGAAACCCCGGUGUAAACUAACGUAAAUACAAUUUAUUUAAUUAGCUCGCAACACUAGACCUAAAAGUCCUGUAACAGUGUGAACAGAGCUAGUUUCCUGUCUCGUCAGCAUUUUUCAUUGGACUAUAUACCUUCCAUUACCUUAUGUGCAAGAGCUACAGUUACUGUUAAUAGACAUUUGAAAUGUAUUUUUUGCAUAGAAUGUGAGAUUUGCAUUUGUAUUUGAGUAUCUCAUAUUGGGAGUCAUAAUGUUGCACUAUGUGCUCAAUUUUGUAUGAAGUGUAUCAGUUUUUUAGGGAAAAAGGGUUAAAGUAAAGGUCAGUACAAAAUUGUU
Pocillopora damicornis (cauliflower coral) is the source of this 1607-nucleotide messenger RNA. RefSeq lists its product as uncharacterized. Gene Ontology annotation, molecular function: protein binding. NCBI's taxonomy places the organism in Eukaryota, Metazoa, Cnidaria, Anthozoa, Scleractinia, Pocilloporidae. The record is from RefSeq and is a predicted model, not a curated record.